UCACAGCAGGCAGAGGCAGCGGCAGGAGCCGGCGGGGCUGCGGAGGAUGCGAACUUUGCGCUGGCUGCUGCUCCCGCUGGUUACAGGAAUCCAUCCAGAAUGCAAAAUAUUCCAGCAGGUGGUCAAAGAGGAGGCUCUCUGCUUGGAACACAACGAAUCUGCCUCACCUGAUCUUAAAGGAUGUGCCAGAGAUUGGGAUGGUUUAACCUGCUGGCCCAGAGCCACUUUUGGGGAAGUGGUUAAAGUUCCCUGCCCACGAUUUUUUGAAGAAUUUACCAGUACCCAUGGUUUCCUUCAGAGGAACUGCUCACAGGAGGAAUAUUGGUCAGAGCCUUUCCCACCAUACACCAUUGCCUGUGGGUUUGAUGAAGGUUCCAGUAAAGGACCUGAGGAUCAGAAAUCCUAUUAUUCUGCAUUUUGGCGUAUCUACACCGCUGGCUAUGCAGCAUCCGUGACGUCUCUCGUUACAGCUCUAAUUGUCUUUGCUGCCUUCAGGAAAUUCCACUGCACACGGAAUUACAUCCACAUGCACCUGUUUGUCUCCUUUAUCUUGAGAGCAGUGGCUGUUUUCACCAAAGAUGCUGUUUUGUUUGCAGAUGAAACUAUGGACCACUGCCUCAUGUCAACGGUUGCUUGUAAGGCUGCUGUGGCCUUCUUCCAAUUCAGUAUUUUAGCCAAUUUCUUCUGGCUGCUCAUCGAAGGGAUCUACCUGCAGACCCUGCUGCUGCUGACCUUUGUUUCCAACAAGAAAUUCGUGUGGUGGUUCAUAUUUACUGGCUGGGGAGCUCCCACUGCUGUGAUGUUUGCUUGGGUCCUGACACGAAUCCAUCAACAGAACACUGGCUGUUGGGAUGAUGAUGAAAAUGGAGUGGUGUUAUGGAUCAUCAAAGGCCCCAUCCUGCUGACUGUAUUAAUUAACUUUAUUAUAUUCAUUAAUGUGAUCAGGAUUCUAGUCCAUAAAUUGAAAUCCCAAGAGGGAGGAGGGAGCCAUUCAAGCCACUUUGUGAGACUUGCAAAAUCCACGUUACUUCUGAUCCCCCUCUUUGGGGUGCACUACAUCGUAUUUGCGUUUUUCCCAGAGAGCACUGGUCUGGAAGCUCGGCUUUAUAUCGAGCUGGGCCUGGGCUCAUUUCAGGGUUUUGUUGUUGCUCUCCUAUAUUGCUUCUCAAAUGCAGAGGUUCAAACUGAGCUGAAGAAACAACUGUGCAAGUGGCAGCACCAGGAGUACCUGACCUUCACCCACAAGCACGGGGCUUUGUCCAGAGAAACCAGCCCCGUCAACUACGUCACCCAGCUAUCCCUGCUGGACAAAAUCAGCCCCAAAAGGAGAAGCUCUGUGCCCCAGGAUGGUGUCACCACUGUCUGAGGGGUCCCAGCUGCUGUCCCACUGCAAUGUCCCACCUGAGGUGGCCACCUGGAUCCUUGGUGGCUUUCCAAAGGAGCCUCCUGCAAAUUCCUUGUGCUGAACUUUCCUCCCCUGGUACAGAUCUGCAUCACAACGCUGGUUCUCUCUCUCCUGAAGCACAAAACACCCUUGUUUUGUUGUGAAAAGACAGACUUUGAGUUAAAGUGAAUCAAUAGGUUACCAACAAUAAAAACAACAACCCUACAUUAACUCCUUCGAGACCCAGCAUGUUUUUCAUAUCUUUGUUAUCAUUUCCCACAAUUUCCAGUUUCCAAGACCACGAUUCCUAACCAUCAUUUGAAAGGGUUAUUUGCUGGCCAAGCUUUGCCACAAUGAUUUCUGGUGUUUUACUGCUUAUUUUGAGAUGUCUUCAGACAAACUAAUGGAAAUGAAGCACAGAAACCUGACAAACACCCAUAGAACAGCAACCUGCUUAAAAGGAAACUCAAACUGUCUUCAGCAACACAAACAAGUCACACAAAACACCUGCUUGAUUAUUUUUAUUUUCUUCUAAGCCUGUUGAACAGACAUUAAAUUAGGCCAGAGGACCCCAAACCCUUUCUUGUCCAAAGGAAAAACAUGGAGCAGUGGAAUAUUAGGCAGAUGAUGUGUGAAGGAAUAAAUCAGAGCAAACCCAAUGCCAGCUGCCAGCUGGGCUACCCUGUGCUCAGAAUGACUUCCAGACCUAAACUUGGUGCCCAGCUGUUGUUUUUUGGUGGGACAGACGCUCAGAACCUCAAAGAUCAGUCAGUGAAACACCCCAUUGAAGGGGAUUUUGUGCUUUUUGAGGACCUGCCUUUGAGCACUGAGGUCUCACUCCUGCCCAGCGUUUCUCAGCUCGCUGUCCCCACAGCCAGGGAAGUUUCAGGGGUCAGGAUGCACACCCAGCUCUGAGGGAUGGAGAAGCAAAGUCUGGUCUGGUGAAGCAGAGUGAGCCAGAGCUGUGCUUGCACCAUUCUCUGGGUGACCUUCCUCUUCAGGACUGAGCUGAGAUCAACCUCAACAUCUCCAGGAGCAGAGAAAAGGCACAGGAGGGACACGAGAUGGGUCAAGACAGGAGCAUUCCCAGGAGAACCUGCCUCAGGCUAGGAGAACACAGCCAUUCACUCAUUCUCUGAGUUCCAGUAUCAAUUCAGCUUAAAAAAACCAAUAUUCCAGCCCCUCAGUUUGCUCUGCUCUUGGUUAACUAUUUUGAGCAGCAGACAUUUGAAUCCUGGAAAUCUCUUUGCUGAUUUUAGGUGCUUCAUCUCUAGUUCUAUUAGAGCAGAGAUGAUUUGUCCAGGCUUCUAUAAAUAAGAUUCAAAUAAGUUGUUCAUUAAUUAGGCAUUUAACCCAUCUGUCACAAUGUCAUAUGUUUGUUGUAAGGAGAAAUUUUGUCUAUUCUGACUUUCCUAUCAGCUUUACCUGUAAAAGUAACCUCAGUUCCUGUCUUUUGUUGCCAAACAUAGUCAUAUAUUUUGUGUACAAAAUGUAUCAUGUACAUCUAUAAAGUGCAAGUGGCAAUUACAGCCGUUGUGAGUUUGUACAUUUAGUUUGUGUCAGUCUGGAUAUUUCAUUCGAGUUUGUACAUUUAAUUUGUGUCAGUUUGGAUUUUUCAUUUGAGGCUUUAUAAAAUAAAAGCUUAAUAAUC
Parus major (Great Tit) is the source of this 3035-nucleotide messenger RNA. RefSeq names its product vasoactive intestinal polypeptide receptor 1-like. Gene Ontology annotation, biological process: cell surface receptor signaling pathway; adenylate cyclase-modulating G protein-coupled receptor signaling pathway. The transcript is spliced from 13 exons. Lineage: Eukaryota; Metazoa; Chordata; Aves; Passeriformes; Paridae. The record is from RefSeq and is a predicted model, not a curated record. Gene Ontology annotation, cellular component: plasma membrane. Bases 47 to 1366 code for a protein of 439 amino acids. Gene Ontology annotation, molecular function: peptide hormone binding; vasoactive intestinal polypeptide receptor activity; G protein-coupled peptide receptor activity.